GAGAGGCAGAGGCGCUGGGCUCAAGGUUAGGUUAGGUUUGCGAGUAUUUUUGUAGAGACCUGACACUUGACAUACUGUUUGUUUAUUAUUUGUGAUAUAUUUUUUAAAUAAAGUGUUUUUCGACAAAAAUCAAAAAUGUCGUAUAUGUUAUCGCAUCUCCACAAUGGCUGGCAAGUUGACCAGGCCAUUUUAUCCGAAGAGGACCGAGUUGUGGUUAUCCGUUUUGGACACGAUUGGGACCCAAUGUGUAUGAAAAUGGACGAAGUCCUCUACAAUAUUGCUGAAAAAGUAAAAAAUUUUGCAGUCAUCUACCUCGUUGACAUUACUGAAGUCCCAGAUUUUAACAAAAUGUACGAAUUAUACGAUCCAUGCACGGUGAUGUUUUUCUUCCGAAAUAAGCACAUCAUGAUCGAUUUGGGAACCGGAAACAACAACAAAAUUAACUGGACCUUGGAGGAUAAACAGGAAAUGAUCGACAUUAUCGAAACCGUUUACCGAGGAGCGAGAAAAGGUCGAGGUUUAGUAGUUUCACCAAAAGAUUAUUCUACAAAAUAUCGAUAUUAAUUUAUUCAAUUUAUUCACAUUACAUUAUUGCAAUGAUGAUAUCUUAAAAUUGUUUUACAUUAAAACGCUAAUCUUAGAAUAAUAUUAAAGAUUGACGCAAUAAUACAAAUUAAAAGAGAUUAAUUUGUACUUGAAACAUAGCCAAGAUGUUGUGAAUAAAUGGUAACUAUAUAUGGUAACUUUA
Messenger RNA from Belonocnema kinseyi, 748 nucleotides. RefSeq names its product thioredoxin-like protein 4A (gene Dim1). Gene Ontology annotation, cellular component: spliceosomal complex; U5 snRNP; U4/U6 x U5 tri-snRNP complex. Gene Ontology annotation, biological process: mRNA splicing, via spliceosome. NCBI's taxonomy places the organism in Eukaryota, Metazoa, Arthropoda, Insecta, Hymenoptera, Cynipidae. The record is from RefSeq and is a predicted model, not a curated record. The transcript is spliced from 2 exons. The coding region runs from base 136 to 564 and encodes 142 amino acids.